Messenger RNA from Osmia lignaria (orchard mason bee), 9860 nucleotides. It is a transcript of the gene Shal, whose product is annotated as potassium voltage-gated channel protein Shal. Lineage: Eukaryota; Metazoa; Arthropoda; Insecta; Hymenoptera; Megachilidae. Gene Ontology annotation, biological process: protein homooligomerization; action potential; potassium ion transmembrane transport. Gene Ontology annotation, molecular function: A-type (transient outward) potassium channel activity; protein binding. The record is from RefSeq and is a predicted model, not a curated record. Gene Ontology annotation, cellular component: membrane; voltage-gated potassium channel complex.
GACCAGAGGGAGGGGAUGACGUCAUAGUUGAGGGUUGCCCGGGCAACGGGGAAGCGGUUCGUCGUCGCGUCGGGACGCCGUGGUGCGUCGCCACCGACGCCGCGACGUAAAAAUCAAUUUGGACCUUGGCUAGGUGACCGUUAGCUCGGCGCUGCGUCGCGGUUGCUCCGGCGGCUCGAGGCUCGAAGCUCGAGGCUCGACGAGAGCAGCGCGCUUCCCUUCCGGAGCUACCGGCCACCUCGCCACCGAGCGAGCGAGCAAGCGAGCAAGCGAGCCUGCCAGCGAACGAGUGAGCUAGCUAGCUAAAGACCGACCGAUAUCGCACCGCGGCCAGCGGCUCAGUCGCGAGUCGCCAACCGAGCGGGUACGCCAGACGGUAGAACGCGUCUUCUCAAUCACCGUCUCCCGACAACGCGCACACGAUCUACCCCGUUAAACACGCGGACAACUCGCACUCUUUCUACUCCGAUUCAGCCGCUUCUUGCUUUGCGGUUCGAUGAUCCCCGAGGAGGAUCAUCUUCUCGUCGCACCACGAUCGUUUUAGUUCGGUACAGUCGGUACGGGAACAUGCUGCACGAGGUACACGCUCGAGAUUCAACGAGUGGAUAGUUUGUUGUGCGUGGGCGAUGAGGAGACGCGAUCGGAUGCAAGGCGCACCGUGAAAGUUUGAGAUUAUCGUGGUAAACAGAGAAGCACGAACCGGCUUCCGGGUGAUCUUGCUCGGUCAUCGGGGUCGUUUUUAUCACCCCGAGCGGAUACUCGGAAGGCUUUUCAGAGGGGCUGAAGGAGAGAAAUGAAGGAGCCGCGAGAAACCGAUCGACACGUCGAAACGUCGCAACCCUGACGAAGAUCGUCGUCGAUCGAGCAGGUAAAGUAGCGGAUUCAAACGCGUCCACGGGAGGCUGUGCUGGCGAGCUGUCACGAGGAAGGAGCCACACCGUGACGCAUGCGACGUGCCGUCUAUCGCGAGAGCUGUGCGUCGUGGAAAACAUCUGCGCGACCGGUGAAGCUUUUAACUCGUGCACCUCCCCUCUCUGACGUAUUGCGAACGGAACCAGCGUGGUCCUUGCGUGUCCGUGAUCCGCGACGAACUCGAGCGAGUAAAAAAAGCUCGCCACCAGAAGUGUCGAGACCGAUACAAGUUAACAGGCUGAAGGAUUAUCGCGGACGAUGCUCGAGGAUCGUUUGAAAAUCGCUGAGGAAUCGCUCGAGACCGCGUUGGAGGCAGCGCGCAGAACGUGAAUGAGAGAACGUUUCAUCGCGGACUGUGACCAUCGAGACGCAGCGUUUUCGGAGCUGGUGCAGCCGAAAGUAGAACCGGGGUGCAGUCUGGUUCGCUUCCGGGAAAGAUAAACAACGAUGACCCGGUAGACAGAGAUUAAUCGUCGAAGAGACGAGGAGCACAGGUUCCGCCAACUUCUUCUCGGAAUCCAUCCAUCGAUCACUCGAGCAAGAAUUCCCGUAUUAAUUAAAACAUCGCAUCGGGUCUCGUCUGUUACCGUGAAGAAGAAGGGAAGAUGUUCACGAGUGAUAUACCAGGAUACGAUUCGUUUCGCGGGUGAACGAACGAUAAGUGUCUUCUCUUUGGCAGUCAUUCUCUUCUCGACGAUGUAGCGGGGGCUCGAAUGAUUCUCGAGGAUACUCUGGAGUAGGGGUUGAAACGAGCCUCUUAAUAGGAUAGGAUAGGAGAGGAGAGGAGAGAAGGAAAAACAGGUGGAGGAUCUUGGAUCUGAUAGCGAUCUGGACGUGAAUGUGUACGCGGAGAGAAGCAAACGAGCACGAGACGCAAUCGGUAUCGAUGAUGGUGGAAGGCACGUUGCCAGCAGGCGAUUGGCUGCCUUGGUGCUCGUGUUCCUUUGCUACGAGCUGCUGUUCGUAAUACCCGCGAGUCAAGUGGCACGUAAACAAAACGACAAACAAAAAGGAAUGCCGUGGUACGAUGACGGACUUGGUGGUCGUGCUCGAUCUUAGGAUCGGUGUGUCGUUGUUGCCGACGACAUGCUCCUCGUCGUCGUCGUCGACGUCGUCGACGCGUUGCUGGUGGAAACGUAGUCGGUGUACAAGCAUCAGCUAAUAGAAGAUCCGUUCGAAUGGCGACAGAACUCGAGUACGAUCGGCUACGAUAAAAAGGACUUUACUCUCGCUCGCGAUUCGUCGAACGGAAGUUCCUCUGCCGAGGGAAUCCGUGACUCGAGUCUGAGCUGGAUCGCUUACGAGGCAUUCGAUAGAGGAACUGAACGAGAGGGUGGCUAGCGUGAAACGCACGAAAGUAAACAAAAUACAGAGGAUAUAUCGUAAUAGGAACGAAAGCAGGGUAUAAACAGAGAGUUCUGUUCUUGUCGCGUUCCAAGUCGAACGCGCAGAUUUUAGAGACAGAAAAAUAAGAGUAAGAAGGUGAAGGCGAAAACGAAGACGAGGGCGAAGGCGAAGGCGAAGGCGAAGGUGAAGACGAAAACGAAAACGAAAACGAAAACGAAAAGGAAGGGAAGGGUGGUGUUGAAAAAAAUAUUCCACCGUCGAGCAUGGCCUCGGUGGCAGCGUGGCUGCCGUUCGCCCGUGCGGCGGCGAUCGGUUGGGUACCGAUCGCCACACAUCCACUGCCACCUCCACCGAUACCGAAGGAUCGUCGCAAAGCCGACGACGAGAAGCUGCUGAUCAACGUGAGCGGCCGUCGGUUCGAGACUUGGCGGAACACCCUCGAGAAGUAUCCGGACACUCUUCUCGGUUCGAACGAGCGCGAGUUCUUUUACGACGAGGAGAGCAAGGAGUACUUCUUCGACCGUGAUCCAGACAUCUUUCGUCACAUAUUGAACUACUAUAGAACCGGUAAGCUUCAUUAUCCGAAGCACGAAUGCCUGACGAGCUACGACGAGGAAUUGGCGUUCUUCGGCAUACUACCGGACGUGAUCGGUGAUUGUUGCUACGAGGAUUAUCGCGAUCGUAAACGCGAGAACGCCGAACGGCUGAUGGACGACAAGCUUAGCGAAAACGGGGAUCAAAAUCUUCAACAGCUGCUUGAUAUCAGGCAAAAGAUGUGGAGGGCAUUCCAAAAUCCUCACAUCUCGACAGCGGCGUUGGUAUUCUAUUAUGUGACCGGUUUCUUCAUCGCCGUUAGCGUGCUGGCGAACGUGGUCGAGACCGUGCCGUGCGGUAAUCGUCCGGGACGCGCCGGUACGCUUUCAUGCGGCGAACGUUACAAGAUCGUCUUCUUCUGCUUGGACACCGCCUGCGUGAUGAUAUUCACCGCUGAAUAUCUGUUGAGGCUGUUCGCGGCGCCUAGCCGGUGCAAAUUCGCUCGGUCCGUAAUGUCGAUCAUCGACGUGGUCGCAAUAUUACCGUAUUACAUCGGUCUCGGUAUCACCGACAACGACGACGUAUCCGGUGCAUUCGUUACGUUGCGCGUCUUCCGUGUGUUCCGGAUCUUCAAGUUCUCCAGACACUCGCAGGGACUCAGGAUUCUUGGUUACACCUUGAAAUCAUGCGCCUCGGAGCUCGGGUUUCUCGUAUUCUCACUGGCAAUGGCCAUCAUCAUAUUCGCAACCGUCAUGUUCUACGCGGAGAAGAACGUCGACGGAACGAACUUCACCUCGAUCCCUGCCGCUUUCUGGUACACCAUCGUUACGAUGACGACUUUGGGGUACGGUGACAUGGUUCCGAAAACGAUCGCGGGAAAAAUCGUUGGGGGUGUAUGCUCCCUCAGCGGUGUCCUUGUGAUCGCUUUACCGGUGCCUGUUAUCGUCAGUAAUUUCAGUCGAAUAUAUCAUCAGAAUCAGCGAGCUGAUAAGCGGAAGGCGCAGAGGAAAGCCAGAUUGGCACGUAUCAGGAUCGCUAAAGCUUCGAGCGGAGCAGCGUUCGUGAGCAAAAAGAAAGCGGCUGAAGCCCGAUUGGCCGCACAGGAGAGCGGACUUCAGCUGGACGACUCUUACAAGGAGGAGGAUAUCUUCGAGCUACAGCAUCAUCAUCUACUUCGUUGUUUAGAAAAGACUACGGAUCGCGAGUUUGUGGAGAUGGAGGUGCCGUACAACGGUGCCCCGAAGAGGCCGGGCUCACCGUCGCCGCUGACCUCCCCUGCGCACAGCACUGCCUCGAGGGGCGGCCUGCUGCACGCCUGCUGCGGCCGCUGCUAUCCCCAACGUUACCAGAGCCUGUCUUAUCAGCUCACCUCGAACGAGAGCAAGGAUAGAGUGGUGCUCGUAUAUGGAGACCGUAUACAAGUACGGAAAAAGGUAAAGAAAACCGUGUUACCUGGACAACAAUUUUGGACACGAUCAUCAUUAUUGUACAUUUACAUAACUGUGUUAAGAAUAUCGUCUAAGUGUAUUUUGUGCCUGCCACGAUCUAUGUGUUUCUCGUGUGUAAUGUGUUGUUUCUAUAACGAGAUGUGGAAUUGGGGAUUUAUUAAUAUUUCCAAGAAUAUUAUAAUUUUCUUCCAUUGGCAUUUGUUUAUUUGAAAACAUAAACAGUUUAAUAUAAUUUUAUGACAUAAAAAUAUUGUAAAAUAAUACUUAUGGCAUAUUAAUUUGAUGCUUACCGUUUCACAUGAAAUUUAUUGGUCGGAGAACAAAAAUAAAGUUUUCAUAGCAAAUGUAUCGGGUUAAGGGAUGAAAUAACCCUCAGAUCCCAGGACACAUGUCUUUUUCUAUGCAAACAUACAUAUUACACAGUGCGACGAACGCGUACGAUCGCGUGCACACGCGCAAUUUCCCAAGAUGUUUAUAAAAUAUACUUGUGUGACCGAUGGGAGAAUAUGAGGCACCUUUUCUUAUCCUUCGACGGAAGGAUCAGGACGAAGGACAGAUGAAGGCCUCCCCCAUGCAUCCCCUUGGUGGUCGAGAGUAUAUCGUGUCGCGGUGGCUGAUCCCUGGAUUGGCUUCUGGGUGUCUGCUUUCCCUGAGAAACACUUCUCCUUUGCUUCUUUAUACCGAUACCGCAACACUUUCUAUUUAUCAUAAAUUCUCCAAUUUUUUUUUCCUAUACCAUCAAGAACUGUCCAUGUUUCUUCAUACCUUUUCCUUAAACUUUAAAUCAAACGCUUGUUAUUUAUAGAAUUUAUAAAAAGAAAUUCAGAUCAUUUUUUCAUUCUUACUUUCUAAAGCGUAGAAUGAUUAAAUUUUGCUAAGAAUUCAAUAUUUCCAUGGAUAGUUCUAUCCUAUAAAAAGUAUUCUGUUUCUUUUCUUAACACUUUGGUCGAUCUAACCCCCGAACUUUCCCUUUCUAUCGCAGCCAUCCAUUUCCCAACGAGAAACGGCAAAAGUCCUUCCGGACACGGAACCCAUCUGGCAUGGUGCCUAACUGGAAUCCAUCGUGUUGCGGCUGAUUCUUGAUCUGGCUUCUGAUUUAUGCAUUGGUGAUCCAGCAAUGCUUCAUCGCUUCCCUCUGAUUCCUCUCCUUCUCUGCAACUAAGCAAAACACGUAUUUUCUUCUUCCUACUUUUAUCCAACUUUUCAUUCCCCUCCUUGUCGCUUGAAAACCCGCUGUUAGCUUCAGUUUCUUUUCUUAAGUUAGUCUACCAUUCAGCAAUAUCGCGCUUAGAUUGCCAACAAUUGAAUAAUUUUGAAUUUAAGCAUUCAGAAAAAAGAGGAGAUCAUGGUAAAACUUGGAAGUUUAUUUAUCUGCUUUCUUUGUUUAACAGUUGUACAAUUUCUUACUUUUAGAGGGAUAAAAAGAUGCUGGUGACAAAAGUUUGCGAGGGGAAAUAGCUUGUCUGCUAGCUAGAUUGCUGUCACGUCUUCCUUUCGCUCAUUUUUCUUCAUCAGGUGUUUCGAAAAGGAUUAUACGAAGGUCGAUGAUUGAGUCGAAUAAUAAAUUGUUGAGCUCGUCGUUGGUCGAAGUUAAGUGAAGUUUUUAAGUCUCGUAAGUUAUAUAACUUAGGACACUCUGUAGAACGACGGGCAAUCUUUAUAUUUCCUUGUAUUUCAAUAUGUCGACGUUUAACUCCGAUUUUCACCGUCUCUAAAAUCAAACUUUCAAGCGGAGUUUUCGUCGCCUCGUCGAGCACCUCUAAUGUCUCGCCAUCGCGCCCCUACGAUUUAUUUUACGACGGUUCGCUUAACGGCUCGGCUUGCCCGUUUAAACUUUCCACGGCGCGUGCUGCGACUAAUGGCCUUCUCUACUGGCUUUAAUAAGCGAGCCCAUCUCAUCCUUGUCGACCGCCACUCGAUGAUUAAUUUACUCGGUUGCUCCUAAUGCGUUUUUCUUGUAUUGCGUGGAUGCAAUUCGAGCAACGCAGAAACGUAUGCAUCAGCCGUGGCGCAUGGUCAUUGGAGAGCCAUCAUUUAUUUUUCAUUUCGGCUAGGUGUUAGUGGCGAGACCAUUGGAAGAUUGAUCCUCACAGCGCAGACCUGGGUAACUGAUGGUAUUUCACUUUCAAAUUUCAAAUUCAGAACCAUCAGGGUGAAAAAUUUAUUUUCUUUAGGGUAACUCGGUGUAAUAUGCCACAUUUAAAUAAUUUCUUAUUUCAUUCAAAGAUAACCGUGUAUGGGACGAUAAAUAUUUACUUUUAUUUUCGUCCAUUUCCAAUUAAUCCUUAUAAGUUAUAAAUCUAUCGUCAUGAUGUUAUUUUAUGCUCUAACUAGAAUGCAGAUUAUUCACUUGUGCGAAUAGCCACGCAGUUAAUUAAUAGAUCAUAAUAAACUACACUAAGUGAAUUGUAUAAAUUCCCAAACUUCUACUAAAUUUGUGGGGUUUCUAAAAGAUUUUUCGAUACUUUUAUGAUCGUGUGGGGUAAAAUGUCACUUAUUUGUUGGUAUAAUAUGCCACAAAUGGCAUAUUACCCAUAAAAGUUGAAUGUAUAACAUUUUUUUAUUUUAUGCACUAUAGUUAUUCUUUCUUCUCAAAAUCAUGCCUAAAAAAUAUUCAAACUGUAUUUGUUAUUUAGAAGAAAGUUUUAAAGAUCCAUGAAGAUGGUGAAGGAGCAAGCUUCGAAAGACUAUGGUAGAAUAGUUUUGAAAUAGUUGCAAAUGAUAGGUGCAUAAAAAGUGCAUUCUAUCCGAAAACUGUGAGGACUGUUUACUUUGCAGAAAAUAGUAAUUGAUUUAGUCAUUGAUUUCGAAGAUUUUUCAUUAUCACUAUUUUAACUAAUUUAAAGUAUUGUUGAUUUUCAUUAAUUUUUAAUCCUUAGUUUAUAAUCGUAGGCUUACCCCAUAUCGCAUAUUGCCCCAUUACUUGGAUAAAAUGCUACUUUCAAAGCCUUUUGAACUUUUACUUUUACUAUUAAACUAUAUGAGUUAGAAAUCUGUAAUCGAGCCGUUUAAUAGAAAAAUGGUGUAAGUGAAUUUUUUGUCUAUUUAGUUUAAAAAGUGAUGUGAGCAUAUUUUCAUUGAUUUCUCCAUGAACAAUAAAAUAUGUAAAAAUAAGGGAAUUAUGUGCAAGAAUAGUAUAAGUACGUAAAAUAUUCCAUAAAAUAAUUAUAUAUCAAUUUUCGAGGGAAAAUGACAUUAUUAUUUUGAAAUAUAAAUUUGCAGUGGCUUAGAUAUAAAAAAUGUAAACUUUCUAAUAUUACUAUAUUUUAUCGAACUCUUCUUCUCUUACUACUCACAGUAUUCAACCACUUCCCCAUUAAGCGGCUUAAUUAUUAUUCAACAAACAUAAUUAAUCACAUUAUUACAUAGUUUUAUCCUUUCACCUGUAACUACAUAUACUUACAAGAUAUCACUUUUCAAAGUUAACUGUGGCAUAUUACAAAGGUUCUCUUUACAAAAUGUCCCCGUUACUAGUAUCAUUCAUUUCCAUUUAACCGAUACCGUUAUAUAGUUAUCGAAACGACGAGCUCCCCGAAAAGCUGAAUCAAAGCAUCGCGAACAAAGCGACGAAUCUUUUUCUCUUUAUUCUAUCGCUGAUUCGAAAUACCGCGCACACGUGCCGCCGAAAAAGAACAACACUCGUAUUACGUGCGUCACGAGCGAGAGGAAGCAAAGCGACAGCGAGUACAAGCUUAUUCACGCGUAUCUCUUAUUGAAAAUAGUUUGAAAAUUGGUUACAAAGGGGAAGAAAAAUUGAUUUUGAUUAUCUCCAAGCUUCGAGUGAUAAUUCACGAUGUGUAGUUUGAAAUGGAGGACCGCAUUGCGGUGUACAGAUGCAGUUGAAGGAUAUUCAUCAGAAUUUAUGAAGGUUUCUGCAUGCAGCCGACGAUUAUUCUUCGUUUCUAUAUUUUCGUCUUUAUUCAGUUCAUUUUUAUUUGCGAUUAGGAUUCACCUAGGCUUCGUAGGAAUUUGGAUAAGGUUAUUGAACUUUUCGAUAAAUUUCUUUUUAUUAUCGUUGAAUUGUAUUACUGGUGUCGGAGAUCGAUGGUAAACGGUAUGGUUCCUGGUUUCAAUUUAUUUUUGAACCGUAACUGUACUAAAUACUAACACUAUCCAUUACUUACAUACCCAUAAUUUUCACACAUGUUGCAUGAUAUAUGAAUCACAGGGUGUACAAUGCGUCAUAACGCGAUCCACUGUAUCGUGAACGUGUUAAAAAGGGAACCAGGUAUCAUAAAUAAAUCGGUCGCUGACGUAGACCAACGAUUAAUCGCCAUUACCCCUUUUUUUCUCGACUCGAACGCGAACCAUUACGUUGGAGACUACGUUUUAUCCGUGCACACGCGUUCGAGACAAGAAGUAUGCCUCGAUCAGUAGGAAUACAAGGCAACGUAAAGCCAAGUUGAUAGACAGGUCCGCUUAUUAUUUUCACACGACCGAAAGUUCAACCAACUACCAAUGUGCUGUGAUGAAGCUUCGACGUGUAUGUACCAUAUCCUCUGAGCAACUUUCGAAAUGCACCCUUAUAUACGAUGCACCGCAUUAUGAUUUCUUUUUUUUUUUGUUUCCCUUCGAUGAACCAAUUCGAGCCAAGAAUUUCUGUACGAAACACACUGCACGUGAGUACAUGAGCCAAGCACUCUCUACAAAGAAAAAGAAUUCCUUAAAACAAAGUCCACUAUGAAAGAGUGAAAAAAAAAAACUCUUGAAUUUUGCAACUAGCGGCUUGUCGAAACGACCAUUCUUCUUGCACCUGGCAUGCUUUUGAAUCGAUCGUUCACCUAUCUCUUCCACCACACCAUACUACUUUUUUCACCGAUUGUUUCUCUUCGCUGUCACUAUGAAUACAAAAUUGUUCUUGUUAUAUCUUUGUUACGAUAUUGUUGGACUGACUGUGUUUCGUAGCACCGUUGUGUCCGCUUUUUAUCCGAAUUUAUCGUUCUUGUCUUGUUUAUCACUGUACCUUUCGCAUGUAUCUUCUGUUUUCUUCUUCUCUAUUUUUUUUUUUUCUCUUUCUUGAAACAGCCUAUGCACGUGGCUCGCGUGUCUCUUUCAUUCUAACCCCUUCCUCUCGAACAUCUCUCUUCGAUUCGAUCUUAACUUCGCUUAAAUCUUAAACCUGGAAACGUCAAACACGAUCCUGUGGCAUUGAUGAUUCGUUAAAUUCUGUUUCUGAAAAUAUCGCGAGAUGUUGAAUUUCAAAAAAAAAGAACUCGAUGCCACGGGGUUAGAAGUCACGCGAGAAUCGCAUCUCUCAUUCCAUUUCAUUCGAAGAAAAAAAAAAAAAAAAUAAAUAAAAAAGAAACUUAGCGACGAGAAAGCAGCUUGUCGCCGGGACAUUUGUGUUGAAAUCCAGAAAAAUGGUACUCGAGGAGCUUGAGAGAAAUACACGAAGAAGUGUUGGACGUUGAAGAGAAUACACAGAUGAAAAGAGAGAGAGAUUUAUGGAGAGGAGGGAGGGAGAGAGGAGACGUAGAUGAAUAUAGUUUGUAAAUCUCGCCUAUUACGAUUAUAUAGUUGCUCUAGAAAUGUAGACACAGAGAGAGAAAGAUUGGUGUGUUUGGUGUCGAAUGAAAGCAAAGGAGAGAAUGAGAGAGAAUAGAGAGAAAAAAAAAAAAA